Messenger RNA from Bactrocera tryoni, 4666 nucleotides. It is a transcript of the gene vri, whose product is annotated as myb-like protein A. NCBI's taxonomy places the organism in Eukaryota, Metazoa, Arthropoda, Insecta, Diptera, Tephritidae. Gene Ontology annotation, biological process: regulation of DNA-templated transcription; circadian rhythm. Gene Ontology annotation, molecular function: DNA-binding transcription factor activity; DNA binding. The transcript is spliced from 3 exons. Bases 1192 to 3612 code for a protein of 806 amino acids. The record is from RefSeq and is a predicted model, not a curated record. Gene Ontology annotation, cellular component: nucleus.
UAUAACAACAAACAAUUAUAAACAGUUUUGGACUUCUAGCAAAGAAGUGUGGCUUAAUACAGCGUCUACCAAACAUUAAUUAAUUAAAUAUAAAAGCAAAAACAAUAAAUAUUACUACUGACAAUACUAUAUUGCGAAAGCUAACUGUAAACUACACGUGUCCGAAGUGAUUGCACCGUUGUGGUGAAUUUCAUAAUAAGUCGCCGAGACAUUAACAUUAAUUGAAAGUACCAUUAAUAGAAUAUUACGUCGAAAUAUGCAAACAUACAUGCCAACAAAGCGACAGACAUACAUGUAAAUAACACGUUUAUUUGGGUGAGGAAGCGGAAAGAGCGAAAACCCAAACGAAAAGCGCAUUUUAGCUAAAAACAAUAAACAAAGAGCUAAAAUAUUUCUUACAAGAAAAAACAAUAAUAACAACAAUAUAAACGCCGCAAAGGCGUCAAAACACAAGAGCAACAACGCGCAAUUAGAACUUUCGAAAAUUACCGUCCCCAUUCGGGCUAAAAGCAAGCGAUUGGCAAAAUUGCGCCAUUCAUUCAUUCGGCUUUCAGCUAACGACACCUACAUACGUCAGCUGUGCGUGGCGGCAUAAAUUCGCCUAACAACCUACAAACUUAACGCGUGUAUGUACAUAUAUGCAUGUGAACAUUUACGAAAUGCGCAUAGCCUAGCAAAACAAAUAACAAGAAAUUGUGUCACUAUAAUAAUUAAAGUGUGUAGUUUUUUAUAUGCGCACGGCAAACAAAAAAAUAAUAACAAAUAGCAGGCAAAAAGCGCGCAGAAAAACAACAAAAAUUACUAUUUGUGAUUAGUCAAUUGGAAGAGAGUUGAUAACGCACUCUUAAACUAACAAUAUUGGGAAGCUAGUGAGAGCGCCGGCAUUAAUAGUGCAAAGAAAAGAGUGAAAAAAUAUUAAUAGAAUUGUGGAAAAACAAUAUAAAUAUAGAAAAACAUUAAUAGAAUUAUGAAAACAUUGCUAAAGUAACAUAAAAAACAUUUAAAUCGUGUGUAAGGCGCAGCAAGAGCUUUCACUAAAAAAGCUUUAGGUAGUAUCAGCAAAUAAAGAGCUUUCACUGAAAAAAGCUUUAAGUAAUGUCAGCAAAUAAUGUGUGAUUUUAGUUUAAAGACAUUCGUGUGCGCUAAAAACAGUUAGAAAAAGUUGUAAGCUGCUUCUAAGAGACGUAUUACAUGUUGGACCAAACUAUUGCAGACUAUGUUAGCGGUUCUUUGAGUUUGGAUGCAACCUAUAAAGCCCACAACAUUAACAACAAAAAUUCUGACAUUUACAACAACAAUAAUUGUAAUAACCUCAACCAGCAACAAUUAGAGCUGUUGCAACAGCAGUACAAUAAACGGAAUACCGUUGCUGAGCUGAUCGCUCGCCAACAACAACAGCAACAGCACCAAAUUUCCAAUGAUAUCAGCUCCACGGCCAACAGUGAAGUGUUGAAUAGUGGAAAUUUCGUUACUGAUAUGCCGGAAAUUCUCAGCGUUGCUGCCUUAAAUACUAACCAUCACAAGAACAACAAUAACAUAAGUUCCUCGGUAGCAGGUUCAAACACAAAAACAGCUACAAUGCACAACGUACGCUUACCGUCCAUUUCGCCGACACUAUCGUUGAACGGCAGCUCAAAUGAUGCAAACAAUGUACACGCCUACUCCAUGUACGGCCCUAUCAGUCCACAAUCCAGCGACAGUGGUCACAGCUUACCCGAUAACAUGUCGCAUGUGAAUGGCAAACAAUACCGCAAUAGCUUCAGCGGUUCCAACAGUUCAUUUGAUUCGCACGGCAUGUCCAAGUCACAGGCGCAAGCGCAUAAGGAUCUGUUCACACAGCGCAAGCAGCGUGAGUUUACGCCGGACAGCAAGAAGGACGACAGCUAUUGGGAUCGACGUCGACGCAACAAUGAGGCGGCCAAACGUAGUCGCGAGAAGCGUCGCUACAACGAUAUGGUCCUGGAACAGCGUGUCGUCGAGCUGACUAAAGAAAAUCACGUGCUCAAGGCACAGUUGGACGCUAUCAAAGAUAAGUUCAAUAUUUCCGGUGAGAAUUUGGUGAGCGUCGAACAGAUAUUGGCUUCAUUGCCCACCAGUGAGCAGGUAUUGAGUAUUACGAAGCGCGCCAAAAUGACAAUAAAUGGCGGUUUCAAUGGCGCCACCACAGCGGUGCCCACAUCCAUUGUCUACGGCAUACCAGCGCACGCAAACGCCAAUGGCGCAGGUGGCAUGCCGAGCACUACAACCAUGGCACAAACACCCACAUCCAAUGGCAUACUGACACCACAGAAGUCGAACACCAUGAAUCAGGUGGCGAACAGCGAUCCGAACAGCGCUUUGAACGGCGACAACGGCUUGUUGUGUAAAACGUCACAGCAGUCGCUGCAGCAGGCCAUUAAGAAUGUGAAUCAAACGAAUAUGGCCAAUACAUUAACGCACCCGCAUGCGAUAUCGUCGGUCGCACACAUGCAAAUGUCCACCUCGCCAGUACACCUCAACAGCGAACACUAUCAGCCUCCACCACCCCUGCCGCUCAACACCAACUACACCGCUGAAAUGGCACGUGCAAACAACACGAGCGUUUUAAGUAACGGCGUCAAUAACGCUAAUGCGCCCACACAUUUGGAGAGCGCACGUCACCAUCCUACAGCAGCGACACCGCAGCAACAACCAGCACCUCCGUCCAAUCUGCAGAACUUGCACGUGUUGCAAGCGCUCAACCGCAAUGUCAACUGCGAUGAUCUCGAUAAUUUGCGCAAAGUUGUUGCUGUAGUCGGUGCUGCUAUCAACACGAAUGGUACAACCGACACGACCGAAGCGCCACUUUACAAUGCACCGGUAACGGCACCCCUAUACGUGCCACCACAUCCCGCCAGCAUGUAUGCCUACAGCACAAAGGAUCAGGUAACAGCGUCCACUCAAAAUCUAGAAAACGGCUAUCACACAAAAUCACCCGAAACCAAUGGCGUCAGCUCGAGCGCGGUCGAUGCAGUGACCUCCUCAUCCGUCAACGGUAAUGGCGAUGCUAACGGUGGCAAUGACGUGCUAAAUUUAUCGCGUCGCGCUUGCUCGCCGGCCUAUGAGCAUAUGCUCUCAUCGACCAUCUCGUCGUCGGCCUCCUCGUCAGGUGUGGCCUCCGGCGAUGACGAACACGAGCCGGAUGGCGUUGACGAUAUCGAACAUAACAAUGCGGUCAACAUCAGCACCACCAGUCCCAGCAGCAGCGAUUCGAACAACUGUUUGCCGCUCAAGUUGCGCCAUAAGUCACAUUUAGGUGAUAAGGAUGCGGCUGCUACGGCGCUGCUAGCGCUACAGCACAUCAAACAAGAGCCGGUGAGUAAUCGCGCCUCACCACCCGGUUGGGUGGACAAUGGCGAUAAUUCGAGCGAUGAACGCGACUCGGGCAUUUCAAUCGGCAGCGCCGAGUGGACCGCACAAUUUCAACGCAAAGCCGAUAAGAGCAACAGCUCAAUUGUGGGCGUGACACCGUCCGAACGCGAGCACAUACUGAAAUCUCAUUUGGCACGCCUAGAAUCGGAGGUGGCCAACAUCAAGAAUAUGAUGAUCCUGUCUGUAGAUCAGAUAAAUACACCGGCGGAUUUGAAAAUCUAAGUUGCUUAGCCACGCGGAUCAGCCACAUUUGUGCGAAAACCGAAACUGUGCGUGCGGAUCAGCCAUAUUUGUGGAAAAACCGUAAGCGCUUGUAUGGAGAGAGAGCAGAGACACAAUAACUUUUUUUACAUAUUUGUGGGGAGUGCUUUUGUUAGAUAGGGGCGUGUUUGUUGUAAUAAUCGUAUCGAAAUUGAGGCAUGUACGUCUUAAGAUUUGUUGUGUACUGAAAGUUUUUUUAUAAAAUGAAAAUUGUACAUAAAAAAUAAUUGUACAAAAGUUGCUUAACUGUGUAUUAGUUUAUUUCAUUUAAUUGUAGCUGUCAAAAAGUAUAAAAAGAAUUAGAAUUUAUUAUUUUUGAAAGCAAAAUAUGACAUAGUACUCUUAGCAGCCGCGGGCAUGUGAACACACCUUAAACUUUAGCGUAUAAAAUUUGAAAGUGUUAAAUGUCAAAUAUCAGCAAAGAAGUUGGCAACGCGUAGCAUCAUAUCAACAAAUCAUCCAUUAUUUUCAAAUCAUUAUCAGAUCAUGCAUUAUUUUCAGUUCUUCAUAACAUUUUUUUCUAAUUUUGAGUUCAAAAAUCAUUUCAUUGUUGCUAACUUCAAAUUACAUAUUUAUCAAUUAGUUGUUUAAAUAAGAAAUAAUAUUGUAUAAAAAAAGGUAAACAAAACAAAUUGCAGCUAAUAAAUCCUAUAUAGUGUAGACUUAGUUGUAUUUAUAUGAUAUUAAAAAUAUUGAAAAAAUUCAUUUUCGAAUGAAAUUUUUCGGUGGUCAACUUGUGCAAAAGAAUUUAAUGAAUUUUUUCUUUAUUUAUUAUAAUUUUUUUUACUUUUGCUUAGAUCUCCGUAAGAUAUAUAGCACAUGUAAUUAUUUAACUAAUUAUCUUGCUAGCUUGCCACCUGAUAUUUACAUAUGCGCAUAAUAAUUGUAUUAUAAAUACCAUUGUAUUACCAGUUAGCAUAGGCAAACCUAAUACUAUCAACACAUGCGAUAAAAAAUAUAUGUACAUAAACGUCUGAGUACAAUUCUCAGCAAAAAACACUAUAUGAAAAAAAAA